CAGCUGGCCAUCGGGACAUUGCGUCCAUCGGGACAGCUCGCCUUCGGGUCAGCUGGCCAUCGGGACAUUGCGUCCAUCGGGACAGCUCGCCUUCGGGUCAGCUGGCCAUCGGGACAUUGCGUCCAUCGGGACAGCUCGCCUUCGGGUCAGUUGGCCAUCGGGACAUUGCGUCCAUCGGGACAGCUCGCCUUCGGGUCAGCUGGCCAUCGGGACAUUGCGUCCAUCGGGACAGCUCGCCUUCGGGUCAGCUGGCCAUCGGGACAUUGCGUCCAUCGGGACGGCUCGCCUUCGGGUCAGCUGGCCAUCGGGACAUUGCGUCCAUCGGGACAGCUCGCCUUCGGGUCAGCUGGCCAUCGGGACAUUGCGUCCAUUGGGACAGCUCGCCUUCGGGUCAGCUGGCCAUCGGGACAUUGCGUCCAUCGGGACAUUGCGUCCAUCGGGACAUUGCGUCCAUCGGGACAGCUCGCCUUCGGGUCAGCUGGCCAUCGGGACAUUGCGUCCAUCGGGACAGCUCGCCUUCGGGUCAGUUGGCCAUCGGGACAUUGCGUCCAUCGGGACAGCUCGCCUUCGGGUCAGUUGGCCAUCGGGACAUUGCGUCCAUCGGGACAGCUCGCCUUCGGGUCAGUUGGCCAUCGGGACAUUGCGUCCAUCGGGACAGCUCGCCUUCGGGUCAGUUGGCCAUCGGGACAUUGCGUCCAUCGGGACAGCUCGCCUUCGGGUCAGUUGGCCAUCGGGACAUUGCGUCCAUCGGGACAUUGGCCAUCGGGACAUUGCGUCCAUCGGGACAGCUCGCCUUCGGGUCAGUUGGCCAUCGGGCCAGCUCGCCUUCGGGCCAGCUGGCCAUCGGGCCAGCUCGCCUUUCCUCGUCCCGGCGCCCGGCGAGUGGGCCUGGCAGUACCCCUUACCGUCGGUGGGGCGCGCUCGCCUCCCCCCCUUGGCGACAUGCUGCCGGCCGGGCCGCGGCGCCGUCCGCUGCCGCGGCGGCGGCUCGGCGAGCGGUAUUGGGUGCUCGUCUCGGCGCACGCUCUGGAGGCGGUGCCCGGCCGCAUGCCCGCUGCACUGCCUGUAUGCCCGAGGCGAUUUGCGGCCGGGCUCAAAGCUGCCGCCGCCGCUGGUGCGCCGGGCGCGGCGCUGCUACCGCACCAUGUCGUGGCUGCUCGCGCUGCCCCUGCGCUGCCCGCGCGCGGCUCGGCGGGCGGGCAACACCAUCGCCGCUCGUGCACCAGCCGCGGGCGCCCGUCACCACCCCGCCUCUUUGAGGGGGGGGGCGGCGAGCGCUCGCGUGUGUGUGCGGCUGGGCCACUCUCGAGGGCGCCGGCGGGGCUGCCGCCACCGCCAUCGACGGCGGCUCGACGAGCGGUGUUGGUGCUCGCUUCGGCGCGCGCUCUGAAGGCGUGUUCGACCGCGUGCCCGCUGCACUACCUGUAUGCCCGAGGCGGAUCGCAGUCCUGGCAGUCGCCGUCGCAGUUCUCGCAGUUCUGUCAGUCGCCGUCGCAGCCAAGCCAUGCGGUCUGCUUGCGAUUACCUUGGAGCAAAUGGAUGGGUGGGGGGUGACCGCUGGUGAGCGCCAGCGGUGAGCGCCAGCGCGCCCCAGGAACGGUGGGGUGCCCUCGACCGCGCGUCCAAGUCACUUGGGCGGACGAGCGAGCGGCACAUGGCCUGACAAAGAGAAAUCGGAGUCUAGCGACGAGACCGAAUCUGACCAGAGGCCGUCGUCUUCAGACGCCGUCCUCAGACGAAGGUGCCUUUCAGAGGUGUCCUUCAGGAGCGUAGCUGACGUCAGUCUGUGCGCGCUCUCUCGCCUCGUCGAACCCACCACCAUCCCCUUUCUCCUCCUAUCUGUCUUGUGUGUGCCUUGCUGGGGGGAGCAGACGGCUUCAUCGCGAAGCUGCCCCCAGCAGGCGUCUUGACGGGUAUCAAAAUUCUUCCCUACGAAA
This is a messenger RNA of Emiliania huxleyi CCMP1516, 1937 nucleotides long. RefSeq lists its product as hypothetical. Bases 943 to 1554 code for a protein of 203 amino acids. The record is from RefSeq and is a predicted model, not a curated record. Lineage: Eukaryota; Haptophyta; Isochrysidales; Noelaerhabdaceae. The transcript has 4 exons.